Messenger RNA from Dothidotthia symphoricarpi CBS 119687, 1833 nucleotides. Its product is annotated as GMC oxidoreductase. The record is from RefSeq and is a predicted model, not a curated record. Bases 1 to 1833 code for a protein of 610 amino acids. Gene Ontology annotation, molecular function: flavin adenine dinucleotide binding; oxidoreductase activity, acting on CH-OH group of donors. The transcript has 5 exons. Lineage: Eukaryota; Fungi; Ascomycota; Dothideomycetes; Pleosporales; Dothidotthiaceae.
AUGGUUGCUUCUGUCUGGAGUCACUCGAGCGUUAUCUUCGUCUGCGCUACGCUCAUCUUUUCGCGAGCCACCUCUACGCCGCUUCAACACCCCAAACGCCAGGAUGCCGGCAAUUACGAUUUUAUCAUCGUCGGCGGCGGUACAGCAGGUCUAGCUCUAGCCACACGACUAUCAGAAAAUGGGACACACUCUGUGCUUGUUCUCGAAGCAGGCGGAAAACCAAGCACGGUCGCUCCCUAUCAGACACCUGGUGCCGACCUCCAAGUCCUGGGCUCUCCAAUUGACUGGGCAUAUGGCACACUCCCGCAGGCGGGCCUGAACGGCCGCCAGCUCACCUACAACCAAGGACGGUGCCUUGGUGGCAGUUCUGCAAUCAAUGGACUUGCCUAUGGGAGAGGUUCGUCCAGUAUCUACGAUUUGUGGGCUUCACUAGGGAACAGCGGAUGGAGUUGGGAAGAGGUUUUUCCUUACUUCAAGAAGUCUACAACAGCCAAUGAACCUUCAGCAAUGAACAUCACUGCACAAGGGUACGAUGCUUCACUAUAUGCAGGCGGUCCAGUUCAGCUCACCUACCCGCCAUAUGUUUAUUCGCAUCCCGGAAGUGAAGCGUUUGUUGAGUCACUCUCUGCGAUAGGACUGUCCAAGGUUGAGGACUUGAACAAUGGAAACAACGUUGGUACAAAGCAAGAACAGUUUACCAUGGAUACAAAAUAUCGCCGAAGCUCUAGCUACGAUAGCUACUACAUGCAAGCACGAGACAGGCCCAACCUUAAAGUUCUCGAAUUAUCUCCAGUUCAGCAGAUCAUUCUUGAGGGCACAGGCGAAGAUAUGACCGCGAGUGGAGUCGUAUACAUUGAUUACGCCAGCGGGCAGACGAUAAAUGCAACGGCUAACAAGGAAGUCAUCAUGAGCGCAGGAUCUAUCAAAACCCCACAGCUGCUCAUGUUGUCGGGCAUUGGCCCCGCUAAAACACUCGCAAAAGCCGGGAUCCAACAGAAAGUCGUCAACGAGAACGUUGGCUUGAACAUGCAGGAUCACAUAUACUUGAGCGUCAUCGCCGAAGCGGACCCCUCCAUCUCUUACUCGUCCCUCUACCACGACUACGCCAAGCUCCAACACGCGACGGAAGAGUACCAGGACGCCACCGGACCACUGACAGCACCCGUCGGCAUGUCCUGGGGCUUCGAGUCACUUUCGUCCGCCCAGCUCGCCAGCCUCAACGCCUCAGCUAUCAUAGCCCAAAACCGCUCAGACCAGGCACACAUUGAAUACCUCUACGAAACUAUCUUCUACCCAAAUCUUCCAACUCCCUACUACUCAAGCAAGGAAUACAAUACAUCCUAUGUCAGUUUCACAGCCGCAAUCAUAGCACCUACGUCCCGAGGAAGCGUCUCCGUGCUGACUAACAGCAUCGCCGACCCGCCCCAAAUCGACCCCAACUACUACGCCACCCCUGAAGAUCAGGCCCUUGCCCUGUACUCGUUCAAGAAUCUACGCAAGGUCCUCGCCCAGUAUGCCACAAACUUCAACUUCACUGUCGGUCCGAACAAUGGCGAAGUUGCGCCCGGGAUGAGUGUACAAUCUGACGAGGAUAUCAUGAAUUACAUUCGCGAGACGGCUGUGCAGGUGUGGCACGCGUCGGGUACAUGUGCGAUGCUGCCGCGUGAGGAUGGGGGUGUUGUAGAUGAGCUAUUGAAGGUGUAUGGCGUGAAGGGGCUGCGAAUCGUUGACGCUAGCGUAUUUCCAGUCAUUCCCGACGCGCAUACAGUAGGCCCGACGUAUAUGGUUGCCGAGAAGGCGGCUGCGAUGAUCAAGGCUGAGUAUGGCGCUUGA